This is a messenger RNA of Cavia porcellus (domestic guinea pig), 863 nucleotides long. It is a transcript of the gene Fam240a, whose product is annotated as family with sequence similarity 240 member A. NCBI's taxonomy places the organism in Eukaryota, Metazoa, Chordata, Mammalia, Rodentia, Caviidae. The record is from RefSeq and is a predicted model, not a curated record. The transcript has 3 exons. The coding region runs from base 322 to 552 and encodes 76 amino acids.
GUCUGGGAUUAAAGGCUCUGACGAACAGCAUGCCCCACUCAGCCCUGCUGUAAGGUGACCCCACAAGUGCUGGUCACACACAGCAAGACCCCGUGCGCAGAUAAUCCGGGGCCGUGCCGAGCUCCCCCCGGCAGCUGACCAGCCAGGGCUGUGGACCGAGGCCACCCGGUCCUGAGAGGAGAAUGCUGUGACUCUGCCACCCAUCUGGUGCCCGUGACCUUGACAAAUGUUUCUGUGCCUCCUCCUGGGGGUAUAAAAGUGGGGACCUGAGGCUGAGGACCAGGCAGCGGCCUUGGGGAGCCCAGGCUCAUCUCUAAGGGCAUGAACCACCAGUACACUCGGCGCGAGGUUUUCUGCGGGAACACCUGCCACGACCUCACGCGCUUCUGGGAGCACGAGAUCGGCAAGCAGGCACGGCAGCGGCAGUCAGAGGAGCACCGCCUGGGCCGCAGCGCCCUGAGGAAGCUGCGGGAGGAAUGGAGGCAGAAGCUGGAAUCAAAGCUGAGGCUGCGGAACCCAGAGGAGACAGAGAAGCGGCUGAGCCCCAACUGAGUGGCCUCCUCCUGUCCCUGACCACCGGGGCCCCUGCAAUGGAGUCAUCAGCCUGAGUCCCCGACGGACCACGGUUCCCGGGAGACUGCCACGGAACCAGCUUCUGAUUUUGAAAUCCGCUUGGUUUUAGUUCCGGAGCGCACUGAGGGGCCUCCGACCCAGCGCUCAGCCUACACCCCGCACCGCAGUCUCUGCCCCUCCUAGGAAACCUGAUUCCCUGUAACCCUUCCCUUGCUUGCUUUGGAGGAAGGAGAAAUGCGCCCCCUGCAGAAACACACUAGUGUAAAUAAACAAAGUCAGGUUUGAAAUUC